GGAGAUGCAGGAGAAAGCGAGAACCGCUGGCGAGAAGCUCCGGUCCGGACAACAGGACUGCAAGCACAGGUGGGAAGACGCGUGGACCCCCGAGUGGGAGACCCGGCCUCGCCUUUACUCCGACCUAGCUGAGUUCAUCGACUGGUUCCGCCGUUGGAUGGACGGGACCAUGGCCCUAGUCUGCUACACGGACAUCUACCACGAAACUUUCUUUGACGGCACCGCCCAUCCGGACGGCGUCCGGGGCUUCCUCAUCCCUAGCCUGGACGACGUCGAAACCCGCAUCGACACAUCCGUGGAAGAGACCCGCCUGCACCGUCACGAGAGCGCCGAGGGCUAUUGCUACAACCUGGAGCUGCACCAACGAAAAGAAGAAGAAGAGCGCUUGUUCAAAGAGGCAAUCCGCAGGGAGAGAGCCCGAGACAUCUACAUCCAGACCAGACAGGCAGCGCUCGAGCCGCACCCACUAUCGCCGCGCGCGAACAUCUACCUCCGACACGCGCUGCCAAGCGACGCAGCCGAGCUCGUCGAAAUCUUCAACUACUACAUCAGCGAGUGCCCCGAAAGCAUCGGCGUCGACCCCAUCGAGACCGGCGACGUCCGCCAGCGCAUUGACGACUGCCACCAGCAGAGCCUGCCGUUCCUUGUAGCGGUGGAGCGGCGCACGGGGGCCAUCCGCGACGACAACCCCGAGAAGAUUAUGGGAUACGCGCUGGCGUGCGACUUCGUCGGCCGCCGCACCGCCGCCCGCUACUCCGCCGAGCUGGAGCUCUUCGUCAGGCCAGAGGCCAAACGUAAGGGAAUCGGCCGCUGUCUGAUGGACAAGCUGCUCGGCAUGUGUGAUCCCACAUACAAUCCCAAGGGCGGAUACAACUUUGAGGUCCCUGCGGAAUACACCAACAACGGAGAGCGCCAGCUUGCCCGGCUGACAUUUGCGCUCAGCUUCCCGGCCGACGAUAGCUCGACAUAUACCUGGGUCAAAGGAUGGCUCCAUCGGGUGUUUGAGUUCGAAGAGCAGGGUCUCCUUCGAGGGAAUAGAGUGAAGUUUGGCAAAUACCAACACGUGAGCUACCUCGUGCGCAGCGUUGGAUACAGCGAGGGCGUGGCAUUCGAUCGAUAAGCAGAUUUCACUGUACUGUACUCGGGACCAUCGACACGAUGCAUGGGUCACUAUGUGACAUUCUUGUGCGAUAGUUAUCACCCGGGUCAAGUGUUGAUAUGAUGGAAGGACGAUCUUUUCAUAACUUUUCAAUUACCAACAUUGUUCUCAUUAUCACGGUUCUCUUCUUGGGCAUAAUUUCGUGAAUCCAUAGUCAAAGCAACAAAGAG
Aspergillus campestris IBT 28561 is the source of this 1329-nucleotide messenger RNA. RefSeq names its product GNAT family N-acetyltransferase. The transcript is spliced from 3 exons. The record is from RefSeq and is a predicted model, not a curated record. Gene Ontology annotation, molecular function: acyltransferase activity, transferring groups other than amino-acyl groups. Bases 5 to 1120 code for a protein of 371 amino acids. NCBI's taxonomy places the organism in Eukaryota, Fungi, Ascomycota, Eurotiomycetes, Eurotiales, Aspergillaceae.